GUUGUGUUAUAAGGUAAACACAUUUUCACAUUGAAUAUCUUGUGGUGCUUCUCAUAAACUCAGACUCAGACUUACAGUUUGUCUUAACUUUAAAUGUUUUGCAUUCAAGUUCUGUAUUUCAGCGCAAUCAGCAGCGAUCUGGAACAGAAAACUACAGUGGUAAAAGAUAUAGAGGGUCUCAAGUGACAGCAACUGGAAAUAAGGGAAUAUGCGAAAGUGUAGAAGCAGGGGCUGAGAGAGAAACUACGAACAUUUGGAAAGUUAAUGUAAACGUGAACACAGAAAAAAAUCAGAGAAAGGUAGCUCCAAAAAUGUCCAGAAGCAACAUCUGAGAUAUGUGUCCAGAAGGGUAUUGAUGUGAAAACAGCCAAGAUGUUAUCCAGAAAUAGACAGAUAGAGGUUAAUGAAAACACUCAAACAGUGCCAACCAUAUGAGUGUCACAUUUACAAAUUUGCGCACAUAUUAAUCAUUACUUUCAUUUCCAGGACACGAUGACAGAGCUCUUUUUAUUUCCAGCAUGUCCUUAUACUCUCAAGGAGAAGAUAAGACAUCCUGCUUUAAAAUGAAAUGUAGAAUUGAAUUGUAUGUGAAAUGUGAACAUUUUAAUGUUGUCAUGUUUGGUUCAGGGCCCUAACAGCUCAGCUGGUGUCAUUUGAGCCAUAAUGGAUCUUAAUUCUGUGACAAAAGCUUUGAUAGUCUCUAGCUGCCAUGAAACCGGUGUGACAGGUGGGAAACUGGUGCACUGGGCACGCCCGCCUCUGUGAACAGAAGAAUGAAGGACUGAGAGAAUGAUGGACACUGGAAGUGGGAGGUGUCGGACAGGAAGGGGAAAGGCAAAUCUACCUUGUUGUUGCUGGGAUGAAGGUCAGUGACAAACACACUAUAGAGUAGAAAGGAGGGGAGAAGAGAAGAGUAGAGGUGUUUAAUGUGGCACCACCAUGCUCUAACCAUUGCUCGGAAACCCUGGAUGCGAAAAAGCUCCACCCAUCUGUGCUCAUCUCCACUCUCCAAUCUUUGCUGACCUGAGUCCGAUGGCAAAGCAUGACCCGAACGAGUCCCCUCCACCUUACUCUGUUGGCGUGUACACCCUGCCCCCCCUCAAGUCCUAUGAGGAGGUGGUGUAUGGCUUGGGUCCAGGCCUGACACCCCCCACCCAUCCACAUUACAUUCCCCAGUAUGCACCACCUGUAGUUGUUCCCCAAGUCACACAGUCAAGCAUAAUCCCCAGCAGUAGGAAGAAGAGAUGCUGCGAGAAUAAUGCCCAGUUUUACGGAGGGUCAGGGGGAGCCUUACUGGUGCUCGGUCUGCUGGCACUGGCAAUCUGGUUUGGAGUUCGAUAUGGCACCCGGUUGGCAACAGCAGCAAAUCUUUUAAAUGAGUAUGAUGAUGACAAAAAUCAAAAUCCGUCUUUGGCAAACUAUGACACCUGCCCCGAAAAUACUAUCCAAUGUGAUGCGAUAAGAGACUGCCAACUGGGCAGCGACGAAACAAACUGUGUGAGGUUUGGCAGCAAUGGUGCUCUGCAGGUCAGGACAUCUAAAGAUGGCCGCUUCCUACCAGUGUGCUACAAAAACUGGGACCAGAGCUAUGCUGACCAGACCUGCACUCAACUAGGAUUUGGAAGGUCCUAUGCCACCAGUGCAUUUCAAUCCCAGAAGUCUAUUGGUUUAACUUUGAACAGCAGAUCAAAUUUACCUCUCCAGGGUCUGGUAAACGUCAGUUCAUCCUGUCCAAAUCAGGAGACUGUCUCCCUGCAGUGUGUGGACUGUGGUCAGCAGCAGUCUAUAUCCCGGAUCAUUGGAGGCAGCGCAUCCAAGACGGGUCAGUGGCCUUGGCAGUUGUCACUGCAAUUCAGAGGAUCCCACGUCUGCGGAGGAGUCCUGAUCUCUAAUGAUUUUGUGCUGACUGCUGCCCACUGCUUUCCAAGAAGCAACUCUUUAGCUCUCUUGGUAGAGAACUGGAAAGUGUAUGGUGGAGUGGUGUCUCUGGACAAUCUACGUCAGCCCUACUUGGUUAAGACGAUCCUCCUCAACGAGAACUACAACAGCCAGACUAAUGACCAGGACAUCGCUCUGCUCAGACUUAGAUCUCCAGUGGUUUUCGAUGAUAAAGUCCAGCCAGCUUGUCUGCCAGCUUUUGACCAGGAAAUUCCCCCUGGAACCAAAUGCUGGAUCUCAGGUUUUGGCAUCACUAAGGCAGGAUCAGGCAUUGUCUCCAGGGAUCUAAUGGAAGUGACAGUGGACAUCAUUGGUACUCAAGUGUGUAACAGCCCCAGCGGGUAUAGAGGCACCGUGACCAACAAUAUGAUCUGUGCCGGGGACCUGAAUGGAGGCAAAGACUCCUGUCAGGGUGACAGUGGUGGACCUCUGGUGUGUCAGGGAGAGAGCCGUUGGUACGUGAUGGGGAUCACCAGCUGGGGAGCUGGAUGUGGGGAAAGAAACAAGCCUGGUGUUUAUACAAAAGUCAGUAGUAUUGUGCCCUGGAUCUACAGCACAAUGCAGCAAAUGAAGCCAUGAAGUCCCUUUUUCUCCUGCUGGCGGUCUACUUCCCCUCCAUCCCUAAUGAACCCAAUACAGUAAAGCGAUGGAUGGAUAUUGAUACACACCAAUCGAUGCCCUGACUUCAGUCUUGCAUUCUUGAUUUUAGUCUUCUGUCUCUUGGGUGCCUCAGUCAUACAGCAUACUUGUGUUUACCUACAUGUUAAGCUUUAAAGAUGACUGGCCCUUCUAGUUCUGUGCCAAUGAAACAGUCUACUGUAAUCUCCUUAACUUGAUUGAGAAUGCUAUUCUAUUAAAAAUGAUUUAUGAUCGUAGAGUUGUGUUUUUCCCCAGGGACACAUCUCAGGUUUUUCAAUGCUGAAUAUUGCC
Molecule: messenger RNA, 2868 nt
Organism: Perca fluviatilis (European perch)
Lineage: Eukaryota; Metazoa; Chordata; Actinopteri; Perciformes; Percidae
Gene: tmprss13a
Product: transmembrane serine protease 13a
Exons: 13
Coding region: 1033-2517 (494 amino acids)
Biological process (GO): proteolysis
Cellular component (GO): membrane
Molecular function (GO): serine-type endopeptidase activity
Source: RefSeq, a predicted model, not a curated record